Mastomys coucha (southern multimammate mouse) is the source of this 567-nucleotide messenger RNA. Its product is annotated as keratin-associated protein 4-1-like. NCBI's taxonomy places the organism in Eukaryota, Metazoa, Chordata, Mammalia, Rodentia, Muridae. Bases 1 to 567 code for a protein of 188 amino acids. Gene Ontology annotation, cellular component: keratin filament. The record is from RefSeq and is a predicted model, not a curated record. The transcript has a single exon.
AUGGCCAACUCCUGUUGUGGCUCUGUCUGCUCUGAGCAGGGCUGUGAUCAAAGUCCCUGCCAGGAGAGCUGCUGCCAGCCCACCUGCUGCCAGACUACUUGCUGCAGGACCACCUGCUGCCGCCCCAGCUGCUGUGUGUCCAGCUGCUGCAGGCCCAGCUGCCAGACUUCCUGCUGCCGCCCAGUCUGUUGCCAGACCAUCUGCCGCCCCAGCUGUGGAGUGUCUAGCUGUUGCCGCCCAGUGUGCUGUCAGACCACCUGUCGCCCCAGCUGUGGAGUGUCCAGCUGCUGCCGCCCAGUCUGCUGCCAGACCACCUGCUGUCAGUCCAGCUGCUGCCGCCCCAUCUGCUGCCAGACAACCUGCCGCCCCAGCUGCGGUGUGUCUAGCUGCUGCCGCCCAGUGUGCUGUCAGACCACCUGCCGCCCCAGCUGUGGUGUGUCUAGCUGCUGCCGCCCAGUGUGCUGCCAGACUACCUGCCGCCCCAGCUGUGGAGUGUCCAGCUGUUGCCGCCCAGUCUGCUGUCAGACCACCUGCUGCCGUACAACUUCCUGUGGCCCCUCUUGCUGA